GAACGUCAAAGAGUAAAUAAAAACAAAGCUGGAUUCUCAGCGAGAAUUUCUCACCUGAUUCAUGCUUAUUAAUUUAAAUUAAAUUUUUUAACUGAACAGCAACUCUCGAACUUACCAUAUUUCGUAUAAGCCUAUAAUUUACUAGACUUACACAAUCGACAUGUCCAACGAACUCUGCCUUCUUUGUUUGCAAGGAGUGGACAAGGACGAGAGCGCAGCAAAAUCCGUCCAAAAAUUCAAAGUCGAAACCCUCUGCAAACUGUUGGCACCUUGCCAUCCAAAUUACAAACCUUUUCAUAAUCAAUUCGAAUUGGAAGGGGAUGAGAUGUAUCAGUUUUGCGAUGUUUGUUACCCUCUGGUCAGCACAAUAGACGAAAUUAAGAACCAAAUUCAACUGCUGGAGGAAGAAAUUGGAUCGAAAGUUAAGCAAAUUCAGGCCACAAUUUUGGACGCUUCCUCCCCGCUGCAAAAUAAUGAGGAUAAUGGAAGAGAGAAAAUUAUACAAAUUCGUAACAUGAUUCUGCGUGUGACAGGAGAGAAUGCGGAACAUCAAGAUGACAGUUUUGUACCAGACGAAGUACAAGUCAAAGUGGAGGAUGUCAAUGUGGAUGAUCAAUUCUUAGAUGACGACUUUAAUUCCUACUCCCUGCCAAGUGUCGAAAAACCAAAGGAGGAAGAGACUGACGAUUUAUUUGACGAUGGGGACGAUGUCGACACUACUUUUUGUAUUAUUCCCUGUUCACAAAAGAAGCUAAGGGGGAGACCUAAAUCAUCUAUUAAGAAGCCACUACUACGGAAACGAAAAAACGAGGAUUCCUCCGCAGCAAAAAUAUUGUCUAGAACUAAAAAAAACUCGAAACGGAUCAAAGAGUCUCCUCGACCACCAAGUCUGCAAACGACACGGUCCUCGCCUCGCGUCAAGCAGCAAACCGCUCCACUCAAAGACGUCAAAACUCUUGUAGUUUCGCUGAAAAGAAUUGGCUCCACAAUUACAAAAUCCACAGCAAGAUCGAAUUCUGCUUCAUCGUCAGAUGAGGAUACAAAAUCUAAACCUGGCGACGACAAAGAUUGGGCUCCGAGAAAUGAGGGUGAUGACUACAUCGAGACUUCUGACGAAGAAACUGAAGACGCAAAGGACGCUAUCCUCUCCCACAAGUGUGGAUCGUGUACCAAAUCUUUCACCACUGAAUCUAUCCUUAAUCGGCAUGUGGCAAGACUCCACAGUGUCGCUUGCACCGAGCCAUCAUGCAACGCCAGAUUUCGUACCAAGAAAGCGAGGGACUCCCACAUGAAGCGUGUCCAUGAAGGCAUCGCCCCUUAUCAGUGCCGACUUUGCGGGAAUAAAUUCCUUCGCCAAGGCACGCUCGCUGCGCAUAUGGUGAUUCGCCACGAAGAAGGGGAGAAGAAAUUCUCUUGCGUCAAAUGCAAUAAGAGCUUCUGCCUCGAGGAAAACUUUCAGAGACAUUUGAAACUACACGACUUCGAGGCAAUCAAACCGUUAGUUUGUGACCUGUGCGAUGACCGAUUUGAAAACGAAGUCCGUUUACAAAGACAUUUAGCAACACUAACACACAAUACACGCUCCUUCAAAUGUAAUAUUUGUGCCAAGGGGUGCGGAAGUAGGGUGGCACUGGAAAGGCAUAUGCGUAGUCAUACUAAGGAAAAGCCGGAAAAAUGCCCCCAUUGUGACGCUACCUGGGCCGAUAAGACAACCCUGCAACGGCACAUCUUACGUUCCCACUCAUCAGCGUCCGCAGCAAAUAUUUGUCACAUUUGUGGGAAAGGAUUUUAUCUUCCCUAUGAUCUUAAGAUCCACCUCGAUCGUCACGAUGGCAAAUAUGUGGUCAAAUGCGACACUUGUGGGGACACUUUUGUAGACCCCGUUACACUACAAUCCCAUCGUAUUAGGUUGCACGGCGAGGACCCCUUCGUUUGUGAUGAAUGUGGUGCCAGAUUUACGUCUAUGGGAGCAUUAAAAUCACACAAGAAGAUCCAUGAGGGAGACAAGAAGCAUAAAUGUCUAACUUGCGGCGCCAGUUUUCUUCGCAUGACGGAACUUACAAGUCACAUGCGAACCCACAGCGGGGAGCGACCAUUCCCUUGCCCCCACUGCGAGAAAGCGUUCAAGACCAAAAAAUAUUUGACCAAUCACGUGAAUGGUAUCCACACUCCAGGCUACGUCGUCCCCACUCCCCACAAGUGCCCGCAUUGUAGUAAAGGAUUUCAAUAUCCUUUCGUUCUGGAGGGUCACAUCCGCGCAGUUCACACGGGAGAACAGCCCUUCACUUGUGACCAGUGCGGAAAGGGAUUCGCCGUCAAGUCAACGUUAACUCUGCAUCUGAAAGGAACCCAUGGCGUCGUUUUGGAGACGAAAGACAGGCUGCCAAGAUCAAAAAAGGAUGCGUUUCAUGAAGAAGAGGAAUUAAAUGCUUAAAUUUUAAAUCAUUGGAUAUUACAAGUAUUGCAUACCUCGUGCAUACGUAAGUAUGCACUUCGUUAUUUAUGCGUACAUGUUUGUAUGUAAAUAUUUAUGUAUUGAUGCAUUGCUUAAGAAUAUGUGCAAAUACGAUAAAUGAACAUGACACAUGGAAGCUGAUAAAUUAAUUUCAAAUGAAAAUUUUGGUUGAACAUAUUCAAACGAAACCCGUGAGUUUUUGUAACUUGUAUUAUUUUUAUUUUUAUAACUUUUUAAAUAAUUAGACCGCUAUAAUUCAUAGGCUCUCAAGACAAGAAACGUAAUUUUACACGAUAUGCAUAUGUACUCAUCCUCAGGUAAUGUGCAUAAAUAUGUAUUUCAUUAAAUAAAUUAUUUGAAACUAAA
Messenger RNA from Folsomia candida, 2821 nucleotides. RefSeq names its product zinc finger protein 93. Lineage: Eukaryota; Metazoa; Arthropoda; Collembola; Entomobryomorpha; Isotomidae. Bases 161 to 2434 code for a protein of 757 amino acids. The record is from RefSeq and is a predicted model, not a curated record. Gene Ontology annotation, biological process: regulation of transcription by RNA polymerase II. The transcript has 7 exons. Gene Ontology annotation, molecular function: RNA polymerase II transcription regulatory region sequence-specific DNA binding; DNA-binding transcription factor activity, RNA polymerase II-specific. Gene Ontology annotation, cellular component: nucleus.